UUCUACUAUAUUUUAUGCGAGCGGGUCCUUCUACCAAUGUCAACCCGCCUAUAAUUAUGCACACUCUGGAUUUUAUAGGUCUGAGAGUUAGCGCAUUUUAAGCAAACAGAAGGUAUAGUUACUUUAAUUAUCGUAAACAACGCUAUGCAGCCAAUCUGCUGUGCUCCAGCCUCGGUAGCAAGAGAAUAUUUCUUUUGUACUGCAGGCCGCGGCAUGGAACGUUUUGUGUCAGAAGAAGUGACGCGCAAAGCUUCUGCUACUGAAGUUGAAGUCAUGCCUGGGAAAGUGUUUUUCUCAGCUGAAUCGGAUCUGUGCAAACUUAAAAAGCUGAAAUCUGCAGAACGACUGUUUUUGCUACUGAUAAAAGGGCCCUCACUCUCUCUUCCUAAAAACAAAGGAAAAGCAAUAUCUGCAUUAAGGAAAUAUUUGAUUGAAGAAGAUCCUCAGAUGUGGGUGGAUAAAUUAGACUUAUGGAACAAACUCCAGGAGCCAUUAAAUCGGCAAACUAAUCAAUGUCAAAAUAAAGCUCAUAAGCGAAAAUUAGAGAGAGAGACAACUUUGUACGAAUCAAAGUCCAAGCAAGACCAAACUGCUCAUGACAGUAACUACCAGUCUAAUGACCAAAAAUCGAAUAUAGUCAUGAAUCAACCAGUAAUUCAUAUAGAAGACAAAAAUUAUGCUAAUGAUGAAAAAAAUACCAACAAGCGAGAUUCAAAUUUAGAAACUUUACCAAUUACUUUUAGAGUUUCAUGCCGAUGUACUGGUGCAAAUGGAAGAAUAUUUACCGCGCAGGAGGUGGGCAAAGUAAUUGGCUUAUGUCUUAUGAAACAUUUUGGCUGGAAAUCUGAUCUUCGAAUGCCUCUAUUGGAGGUUUUCGUGCAUCUGAAUGACAAUUAUACAGUAGUGGGAUUACCUAUAAUGAGGCACCCUUUGGCAAGCAGAGAAUAUAUACAGCGUACAGGUCUGAGAUCUACCACAGCCUGGGCCAUGACUUCACUUGCUGAAGUCAGUCCAGGAUUCAUUGUCCUUGACCCAAUGUGUGGAGUAGGAACAAUCUUGUUGGAGGCAGCUCAAGAAUGGCCUGGUGUUCAUUUCUUGGGAAUUGAUGUAAAUGACUCUCAGCUGAAAAGUGCAGUUCACAAUACCAAAACAGCAGCUCUUACACAUUCUAUAGAGUUUCUAAAAGGAUCUAUUUUAGGACUGCCAAUACGCUCAGAGUAUGUAGAUGUUUUGAUUUCAGACAUUCCAUUUGGAAAAAAGUUUACAGCUUCAAAAUGCAUAAAACAGUUGUUACCUGAUAUUCUUCGAGAGAUGGAAAGAGUCGUUCGUGUUCAAGGAGUUAUUGUAUUGCUGCUCAGCCAAAGCCUUCAUCAUCACCUGAAAGCAAAUUUUCGAUUCAAGGCUGUUGAGGACAGACACAUUGCCAUGGCUAAGGGUGAUUCACAUCCUGAGAAGAAGAAUGAAUGUACCACAAAUAAAGAAAGCAUGGAGAGCAAAAUUAAUUCAUUUGAGUCUUUGAUCCAUGUUGAGUCACAUGCAGUAAGCCUCGGAGUGACUGAAGCUGUAAUAUUCAAAUGCAGAAAGACAUGAACAUCAUUGGCUGGGGAUAUAUCUAAUAUUUUCAGAGUUUUUCACAGUUAUUCUGAAGAUUUCUAUUUUUGUAAUUUGAAAAUGCACAGACACAUUAUUUACUGGAUUAGCUUUAUUUUGAAAUGAAACUGAAAAAAAUAUUCAAGUUUGUGUAUAGUGAAUGUUUGUCCCUUUCACUUAAAGGGACAUUGAACACGUUCAGAUUGUAAUAUAAAAUGUUUUAUUAUGUGCAGUGAACAAACUUUUCCCCCAUUUCCUGUAAUUUAACUUAAUUCUGCUCAGUUUCUACAAAGUAAUGGGCGCUGACAUAUUGAAACCUAGGUUUCCCCUUAUCCAGCUUCUUCUAAGUACAAUUAGGGACAAAUAUUAAACAGUCAAUUAAAGGGAGUUUGCAAACAAUAAACAUGUGGAAACCCUGUUAGCCUUGUUUGUACACAUUCUUUUUUAUUGACUGUUUUAUAUAUGUUCUUAAUUGUCCUAUGCAGAACAGAUUACGGUAAACCUAGGUUUUAACAUCACAGGGCACCCAUUACAUUAAAGUAUGUUAUAUAAAUGAAGUACAUCUACAUGAUAUUCUUAGGGUAAUCUCUGCUUUCAGCACAUCGGUAUAUUGUCAUUUAAUGUCACUUUAAUGCUGGACAAAUAGCAGCAGCAAGUUCUCAUGGUCCCCAACUUGUCUAGAAUAUGCUAUUAUUUUAGUUCACAAAACACCUAAACUAACUAUUUUUAUAUUCCCUCAUUUUAUCUUCUUUCUGCCCACAAAUAUUGUACAUUUAACCCUUUUGCUAUGGUUCCAAUAUUGUCCAUUUGAGAGAUUGGAGGCCACCAAUAGUCAUUGGAAAGAAACCGGUUGCCUAUGAAAAGUGAAGCUUAUAGACUUCACUGAUAAUUUAUUAUAAUGGAGUGUUCCAAAUUCCAAACACUAGGAUAAAGUCUGGCAGAUUAAGAACUUUUUAGCAAUGUGCAUUAGCAGCAUCUUCAUUACUAUAAAAUGCUCAAAAAGCCCCAAAAGAUUUUGCGUGAUUCCUCGCCAUUUUAUUAAAAUGAACAUCCGCAGCAAACAAAAUGGUCAUUUUAAACUUAAAACCUUUUCAAAUUUACCCACUAUGUUAAUUUGCUGCAGCAAUAUCUUGUAAUUACAGAGUGUCUACUUAACCCCAAUCCUAACCAUAAUCAUUACCUUACCAUAGAUCCAGAAAAUUAGCCACAAAAGUGUUGUACCAGGAUGCAAUGUGUGCAGAGUAGUGGAUACUGACUCUUUGCUGCUUGUUGGAAUGUUAAAAAGCAAUUGAAGCAUUUUAUUGCAAUCUAUUGAUGUUGGCACUAUGUAGUACUGUCACUUUACUUUACAACACUAACAUACUAAAAUAAUCUGCUUAUCCUCAUCUGCAAUAACAUGUGUGACACUUUUUUAGAUUCAGAUUGAAUAACAUACUAAGGAAAUAGUAAUAGAGUGAAUUGUUUAAAAUUGAAAAGCUAUAAAGAAUGAGGCUGUAUCACCAUAGUGAAAGUAUAGCUUAAUAAAGUAGACAGAACUGAAAAACAUUGUUCUUCUCAUACCAUAUAUGACUUGAAUGCUGUCCUAUUCCAAAGUAAUGCUGCAGUAACUCUCUCCAUAAUGCUUAAUUGGGUGGAGAUGCCAACCCAUUACGAAAGUGCUUGGCAGCACCCUCUCCCAGCACAGACUCUGCCAGUACAACAUUGUUGAAGCAAAACCAUGUUGUUUAUGCAACAUGGUCUUACAAUAGCCUUUAUAAAUUCUUCUGAUAAUUGAUAGCAUGUUUAGCGUACUAUUUAUUACUGUUGGCUGCAAUAGUAAGUAUAAUGUUCAGAGGUAAAAAAUCCAGCAUCAGUUCUAUUAUAUAAUGAGUUUUAUAAUCAGACUUCUAAGCAAAUCUGAAAUAAGGAAGAAACAUUUGGAUUGCUGUAUUUUUUUGUGUCAUACAAAGUUAAUUCUACAUAUAUUGUAACUUGUUUUUAAAUAUUAUUUCCUCUACAACUGUCUAUUAGAUGUGUUUAUUAUUAAAAUCCAGGGUGUCAUAGAGCAUGGGCUGAUGACAAAAAGUUUGUUUGCAUUUAAUUGUGUGACUUUUUUCAUUAAAGUGACAUUAUACACUA
This is a messenger RNA of Bombina bombina (fire-bellied toad), 3708 nucleotides long. RefSeq names its product THUMP domain containing 2 (gene THUMPD2). NCBI's taxonomy places the organism in Eukaryota, Metazoa, Chordata, Amphibia, Anura, Bombinatoridae. Gene Ontology annotation, biological process: tRNA methylation. Bases 145 to 1590 code for a protein of 481 amino acids. Gene Ontology annotation, molecular function: tRNA (guanine) methyltransferase activity. The record is from RefSeq and is a predicted model, not a curated record. The transcript is spliced from 10 exons.